Lactuca sativa (garden lettuce) is the source of this 1115-nucleotide messenger RNA. RefSeq names its product Pseudouridine synthase family protein. Gene Ontology annotation, biological process: tRNA pseudouridine synthesis. Lineage: Eukaryota; Viridiplantae; Streptophyta; Magnoliopsida; Asterales; Asteraceae. Gene Ontology annotation, molecular function: pseudouridine synthase activity; RNA binding. The record is from RefSeq and is a predicted model, not a curated record.
CCAAGGCCAAAUAAAACAAUAAUGGGUUGGAUAAAAUUCAAAGUGGUGGUCAGUGGACCGGAAACCAUCGUUAGACUGGUAUACGAAUGGUGUGGACUGUGGAAGAAUAAUGGGUUACGCCGCACUUGGAGUUGGACUGCCGUUGGCCGCUGCUCAUCUCGACGACCUGUAUAAUCAACAAACUCCUCCGGCUAACACUUACAAAUGGCGUUUGGUUUUAUCUUACGACGGCACUCGAUUCUCAGGUUGGCAGUAUCAACCAUCAACGCCAACCCUACAGUGCCUUUUGGAACAAGCCCUAACUCGAGUUACAAAGCUAGAACGUAAGGAUCUGUGUGUAGUCGGUGCAAGUAGAACCGACGCCGGAGUUCAUGCCCUCGGCCAGGUGGCACAGUUUGUUACACCAUUCAAUUACAAGGAUCUGCAGGACAUGCACGCAGCACUGAAUGGUCUUCUUCCUCCUGAUGUUCGAAUUCGAGAAAUCAGCCCUGCACUCCCCGACUUCCAUGCUCGUUUUUCAGUCACCGGAAAGAUCUACCAUUACAAGAUUUAUAACGACACUGUGAUGGACCCAUUCCAUCGUCUCUAUGCUUAUCAUAAUCUUUCCAAACUCAAUGUAUCUGUCAUGAAGGAAGCAGCCAAGUAUUUUGUAGGGAAACAUGAUUUUUCUUCAUUCGCAAAUAAGCAACGCAAUGAUCGCAUAGUCAACCCAGUCAAGAAUAUCUCUCGAGUGGAUAUAAUCGAAAAGGGACCCAUUUUGCAGGUUGAAGUUGAAGGGUCUGGAUUUCUGUAUAGGCAAGUCAGAAACAUGGUUGCUUUAUUGAUACAAAUUGGGAGAGAAGCACUGCCGCCAGACAUUGUUCCAAAGAUCUUGGAAACAUGUGAUCGGAAGGAACUUGCAAAGGUGGCACUUGUGGCUCCACCUCAUGGUCUGUUUCUAGUGGAAGUUAAGUAUAAUGAAGAACACCUCGGGCUUCCUGAAGAUGGGCCUUCAACUAGUUUUGGUAGGCAUCAUAGUAUUAGCAAAUGUAAACUUCAAUAUUAUUGAACAAGGUUUUCACUUUUAAGAGGAUAUUUAGGAUUUUGCAGCUUAUGUAUGUUUGUUUGAGGCUUAA